AUGGAAUACAUGAAUCACAGUAUUGUGACUGAAUUCAUCCUUCUGGGCUUUAUGGAACAUCCAGAGCUGUGGACCAUUCUCUUCCUGGCAUUUAUCUUGAUCUACAUUGUCACAGUGUCAGGAAAUCUUGGCAUCAUCAUCCUAACCACCCGUGAUGCACACCUUCACACUCCCAUGUACUUUUUCCUCAGCAACCUGUCCUUGGUUGAUAUUGUGUAUUCCACUACUAUCGCACCCAGGUUGCUGAUGACCUUUGUAGCGAACAAUGCUAUUCCGUUCACAGAGUGCACCAUGCAAUUCUUCUUUUUCUGUAUGUUUGCCACAGUUGAAGCUUGCCUUCUAGCUGUUAUGGCUUAUGAUCGCUUUACUGCCAUUUGCAACCCAUUACUCUAUUUCGUUGCUAUGUCUAAGAAGCUCUGUUUGCGCUUAGUAAUUUGUGCAUACAUGUGUGGUUUUGUGAAUUCAGCUAUUCGUACUUCAUUCAUAUUUAGCCUGUCCUUCUGUAGCUCAAAUGUUAUCAAUCAUUUCUUUUGUGAUGCCACUCCCAUCCUGAAACUUUCUUGUUCAAGCACACAGGUGGCUGACACUGUGCACUUUAUCUUUGGUAUUGUGGGAAUCCUACCCACUUUGAUGAUUAUCCUCAUCUCCUAUACCUACAUCAUUUUUGCCAUCCUGCGGAUUCGCUCUGCCCAGGGCAGACACAAAGCUUUUUCCACUUGUGCCUCUCACUUCAUGGCCGUUACAAUCUUCUAUGGGACCAUUAUCUUUAUGUAUCUGAGGCCCAAUUCCAGUGUCUCAAAGGAUGAAGAUAAAUUUGUUUCAGUGUUCUAUACUCUUGUGAUCCCAAUGCUAAAUCCAUUCAUCUACAGUCUGAGAAAUAAAGAUGUGAAGAAUGCUUUCCUAAGGAUGACAGGGAAUAUUUCAUUAAAUUAA
This is a messenger RNA of Podarcis raffonei (Aeolian wall lizard), 933 nucleotides long. RefSeq names its product olfactory receptor 1019-like. NCBI's taxonomy places the organism in Eukaryota, Metazoa, Chordata, Lepidosauria, Squamata, Lacertidae. The record is from RefSeq and is a predicted model, not a curated record. Bases 1 to 933 code for a protein of 310 amino acids. The transcript has a single exon. Gene Ontology annotation, molecular function: G protein-coupled receptor activity; olfactory receptor activity; odorant binding. Gene Ontology annotation, cellular component: membrane. Gene Ontology annotation, biological process: sensory perception of smell; G protein-coupled receptor signaling pathway.